Messenger RNA from Jatropha curcas, 1232 nucleotides. RefSeq names its product SET domain protein 20 (gene SDG20). Lineage: Eukaryota; Viridiplantae; Streptophyta; Magnoliopsida; Malpighiales; Euphorbiaceae. Gene Ontology annotation, molecular function: protein binding. The record is from RefSeq and is a predicted model, not a curated record.
AUCAAAUCUUUAAAAAUGACAGAACAAGUGAAGAAAAAGAACACCAGCGAAGAAGAAAACCCAAAUAAGCAUAACAGACUUAUCCAAUGCGCAGAGCUAAUCCUCCCAUGGUUAAUCCCACAAGAGCUAGCCAGCAUCUCCUUGACCUGCAAAAUCCUAUCUCAAAUCGCCAAAACUAUCACUCUCCAAAGAUCCUUUGACGCUUCCAGAUCCUACGAGAGCCAUCCUAUCCCAUUUCACAACCUAAUCGAUGACCGUCCAUAUGCCUUUUUUCUCUAUACCCAAUCUCAAAUCAUUACUUCACAGUCUCCCCUCCACCGCCAACCUUGGGGCUCUUCACGUUUCGCCUCCCCGGUGGCCGCUUCACGUUGCCCAAGUAGUUGCGAUUGCAAUUGUGAUGGGUGCGACCAGGGAAGUGUGUCUGGGUGUGAAACUUUAGGAUUGGAGGAUCAGGAGAUGGGAAUAAUGCGCGAGUGCGGACCGAGUUGUGCGUGCGGGAUUCAAUGCGGGAAUCGGUUGACUCAGAGAGGGAUUUCGGUUAAGUUGAAGAUUGCGAGAGACGAGAGGAAAGGUUGGGGCUUGUAUGCUGAUCAGGUGAUUCGUCAAGGCCAGUUUGUCUGUGAGUAUGCUGGCGAACUCUUGACAACCCAGGAAGCCAGAAGCCGGCAAGAAAUUUAUGAUAAACUCACAUCUGGUGGCCGAUUUUCUUCUGCGCUUUUAGUUGUGAGAGAGCAUCUUCCAUCUGGAAAGGCUUGUUUGAGGGUGAACAUUGAUGCUACAAGAAUAGGAAAUGUUGCAAGAUUCAUCAACCAUUCUUGUGGCUGUGGAAAUCUGUCAACUGUAAUAGUGAGAAGUUUUGGAGGUUUAUUGCCUCGCCUUUGUUUCUUUGCUUCUAAAGACAUAAAAGAAGGAGAAGAGCUGACUUUUAGCUACGGGGAAAUUAGAGUCAGGUCUAAUGGCUUGCAAUGUUUUUGUGGCAGCCCUUGCUGUUUUGGUUUUUUACCUUCAGAACAUACUUAAUGCCAGAAAACAACAUGAUGUAGGCACAGGUCUAUAGUUUUAGUAGCCACUUUUACAGAGAAUGUAACAUUCCCCCAAUUGAUGUGAUGAGUUGCUAUUUAUUAAAUUAUACUGGCAGUGUAAUUUUCUGCUGUACUAUAAUCUUUCAGUCAAAUCUAAACCUCAAUUUUGCAAUUGGAAAUGUUAUGAUAAGGAGCAUCUCUUAGUUGCUG